This is a messenger RNA of Pelobates cultripes (western spadefoot toad), 3231 nucleotides long. The record is from the annotation of a GenBank genome assembly. Lineage: Eukaryota; Metazoa; Chordata; Amphibia; Anura; Pelobatidae.
AUGGUGGUUAUUGCUGGGAUUCCUAUGAUCCCCAUGGUGGUUAUUGCUGGGAUUCCUGUGACCCCCAUGGUGGUUAUUGCUGGGAUUCCUAUGAUCCCCAUGGUGGUUAUUGCUGGGAUUCCUAUGAUCCCCAUGGUGGUUAUUGCUGGGAAUCCUAUGAUCCCCAUGGUGGUUAUUGCUGGGAUUCCUAUGAUCCCCAUGGUGGUUAUUGCUGGGAUUCCUAUGAUCCCCAUGGUGGUUAUUGCUGGGAUUCCUAUGAUCCCCAUGCUGUUUAUUGCGGGGAUUCCUAUGAUCCCCAUGGUGGUUAUUGCUGGGAUUCCUAUGAUCCCCAUGGUGGUUAUUGUUGGGAUUCCUAUGAUCCCCAUGGUGGUUAUUGCUGGGAUUCCUAUGAUCCCCAUGGUGUUUAUUGCUGGGAUUCCUAUGAUCCCCAUGGUGGUUAUUGCUGGGAUUCCUAUGAUCCCCAUGGUGUUUAUUGCUGGGAUUCCUAUGAUCCCCAUGGUGGUUAUUGCUGGGAAUCCUAUGAUCCCCAUGGUGUUUAUUGCUGGGAUUCCUAUGAUCCCCAUGGUAGUUAUUGCUGGGAUUCCUAUGAUCCCCAUGGUGUUUAUUGCUGGGAUUCCUAUGAUCCCCAUGGUGGUUAUUGCUGGGAUUCCUAUGAUCCCCAUGGUGUUUAUUGCAGGGAUUCCUAUGAUCCCCAUGGUGUUUAUUGCUGGGAUUCCUAUGAUCCCCAUGGUGUUUAUUGCUGGGAUUCCUAUGAUCCCCAUGGUGUUUAUUGCUGGGAUUCCUAUGAUCCCCAUGGUGUUUAUUGCUGGGAUUCCUAUGAUCCCCAUGGUGUUUAUUGCUGGGAUUCCUAUGAUCCCCAUGGUGGUUAUUGCUGGGAUUCCUAUGAUCCCCAUGGUGGUUAUUGCUGGGAUUCCUAUGAUCCCCAUGGUGGUUAUUGCUGGGAUUCCUAUGAUCCCCGUGGUGGUUAUUGCUGGGAUUCCUAUGAUCCCCGUGGUGGUUAUUGCUGGGAUUCCUAUGAUCCCCGUGGUGUUUAUUGCUGGGAUUCCUAUGAUCCCCGUGGUGUUUAUUGCUGGGAUUCCUAUGAUCCCCGUGGUGUUUAUUGCUGGGAUUCCUAGGAUCCCCGUGGUGGUUAUUGCUGGGAUUCCUAUGAUCCGAUCCCGCGUGGUGGUUAUUGCUGGGAUUCCUAUGAUCCCCGUGGUGGUUAUUGCUGGGAUUCCUAUGAUCCCCGUGGUGGUUAUUGCUGGGAUUCCUGUGAUCCCCGUGGUGGUUAUUGCUGGGAAUCCUGUGAUCCCCGUGGUGGUUAUUGCUGGGAUUCCUGUGAUCCCCAUGGUGGUUAUUGCUGGGAAUCCUGUGAUCCCCAUGGUGGUUAUUGCUGGGAUUCCUGUGAUCCCCAUGGUGGUUAUUGCUGGGAUUCCUGUGAUCCCCAUGGUGGUUAUUGCUGGGAUUCCUGUGACCCCCAUGGUGUUUAUUGCUGGGAUUCCUGUGAUCCCCAUGGUGUUUAUUGCUGGGAUUCCUGUGAUCCCCAUGGUGUUUAUUGCUGGGAUUCCUAUGAUCCCCGUGGUGGUUAUUGCUGGGAUUCCUAUGAUCCCCGUGGUGGUUAUUGCUGGGAUUCCUAUGAUCCCCGUGGUGGUUAUUGCUGGGAUUCCUAUGAUCCCCGUGGUGGUUAUUGCUGGGAUUCCUAUGAUCCCCGUGGUGGUUAUUGCUGGGAUUCCUAUGAUCCCCGUGGUGUUUAUUGCUGGGAUUCCUAUGAUCCCCGUGGUGGUUAUUGCUGGGAUUCCUAUGAUCCCCGUGGUGGUUAUUGCUGGGAUUCCUAUGAUCCCCGUGGUGGUUAUUGCUGGGAUUCCUAUGAUCCCCGUGGUGGUUAUUGCUGGGAUUCCUAUGAUCCCCGUGGUGGUUAUUGCUGGGAUUCCUAUGAUCCCCGUGGUGGUUAUUGCUGGGAUUCCUAUGAUCCCCGUGGUGGUUAUUGCUGGGAUUCCUAUGAUCCCCGUGGUGGUUAUUGCUGGGAUUCCUAUGAUCCCCGUGGUGUUUAUUGCUGGGAUUCCUAUGAUCCCCGUGGUGUUUAUUGCUGGGAUUCCUAUGAUCCCCGUGGUGUUUAUUGCUGGGAUUCCUAUGAUCCCCGUGGUGGUUAUUGCUGGGAUUCCUAUGAUCCCCGUGGUGUUUAUUGCUGGGAUUCCUAUGAUCCCCGUGGUGUUUAUUGUUGGGAUUCCUAUGAUCCCCGUGGUGUUUAUUGCUGGGAUUCCUAUGAUCCCCGUGGUGUUUAUUGCUGGGAUUCCUAUGAUCCCCUUGGUGUUUAUUGCUGGGAUUCCUAUGAUCCCCGUGGUGGUUAUUGCUGGGAUUCCUAUGAUCCCCGUGGUGGUUAUUGCUGGGAAUCCUAUGAUCCGCAUGGUGGUUAUUGCUGGGAAUCCUAUGAUCCGCAUGGUGGUUAUUGCUGGGAUUCCUAUGAUCCCCAUGGUGGUUAUUGCUGGGAUUCCUAUGAUCUCCAUGGUGGUUAUUGCUGGGAAUCCUAUGAUCCGCAUGGUGGUUAUUGCUGGGAUUCCUAUGAUCCCCGUGGUGUUUAUUGCUGGGAUUCCUGUGAUCCCCGUGGUGGUUAUUGCUGGGAUUCCUAUGAUCCCCGUGGUGGUUAUUGCUGGGAUUCCUAUGAUCCCCGUGGUGGUUAUUGCUGGGAUUCCUAUGAUCCCCGUGGUGGUUAUUGCUGGGAUUCCUAUGAUCCCCGUGGUGGUUAUUGCUGGGAUUCCUAUGAUCCCCGUGGUGGUUAUUGCUGGGAUUCCUAUGAUCCCCGUGGUGGUUAUUGCUGGGAUUCCUAUGAUCCCCGUGGUGGUUAUUGCUGGGAUUCCUAUGAUCCCCGUGGUGGUUAUUGCUGGGAAUCCUAUGAUCCGCAUGGUGGUUAUUGCUGGGAUUCCUAUGAUCCCCAUGGUGUUUAUUGCUGGGAUUCCUAUGAUCCCCAUGGUGGUUAUUGCUGGGAUUCCUAUGAUCCCCAUGGUGGUUAUUGCUGGGAUUCCUAUGAUCCCCAUGGUGGUUAUUGCUGGGAAUCCUAUGAUCCCCGUGGUGUUUAUUGCUGGGAUUCCUAUGAUCCCCGUGGUGUUUAUUGCUGGGAUUCCUAUGGUCCCCAUGCUAUUUAUUGCUGGGAUUCCUAUGGGGCAGGCAGUGGGCGGCUGGGGGGCAGGCAAUGGGUGGCUGGGGGCAGGCGCUCAGUGUGAAACCAUUCAAACCCGGUUUAGUUUCUUAGCGUAA